CUCCUGCUGGGUGAUAUGGGAAAUGUGUCAGUGGGUAAUGAGUAUACCUGUGUUCCUGCCGGGUGACCUGGGAAACGUGAGCUGUUGGGGGUCCCGAGGACAGAGUUUGAGAACCACUGUUCUACAGUCUAUACUCAGGGACGUGUUGGAUAUAGAAGAGAGCGACCAGGAUGGGCACCGAUAAGAAGAAAGUUACUGGUAAGAAAAGAGAUCGUCCGACUAAGGAGAAGUCUCCCGGGUCUUCUAACCAAGAGCAAGGUCCUCAGAAGAAGCAGAGGAAAGAGGGAAGGGACCCUAACUCUCAGCCUGAGAACACGCCCACGGCGCAGAGCAAUAAAGGCCCACCGAAGAAUCUACUUCCACGCCUAGACCCCAAAUCUGUUGGGUAUUUCCGCAGGGUGGGAGAAACUCUGCAGCAAGACUUCGAGUCGGAUGAUGACAGAGGUCUCUUUGUCCGGAACGUCUUUAAGGAGGUGAAGGGGAGCGAGCUGGCUCUGGCCACGGACAUGUCCGGGAGUAUAGUGCUGCAGAAGCUGCUUUCCGUUGCCACGUCGUCCCAGUUGUGCCAGGUUCUGACUGUCCUCAGUGGGCACUGGCAGGAGGUGUGCUGGCACCGCAGUGGGGCUCAUGUCAUUCAGACUGCCCUCCUCCAGUACCCGCGGCUGCAGAGCCAGGGAAGCACAGAGGAGCAGCAGCAGGAGGAGGAAGAAGAGGAUGAGGAGUGUGAGCCCGGCAGUAACCUGGAAGACGUAGUAUUGAGUCUGUGCUCAGAAGUGAAGAGCAAGUUUCUCCCGUAUAACCAGAACACGCACGGAAGUUUCAUUGUACGCACUUUGUUCCAAGUGCUUAGCGGGGUCAUCCUGAAUCAGGAGACCGCCAAGAAAGGAGCGCAAGGAACGAAAGUGAAAUUUAUGUUUGAGGUGCCAGAGAGUUUCCUGCAGCAAUUAAAGGAGCUGAGCGGAUUAUUCAGUGGUCACAUUGCAGUGUUUGCCACCAAUAAACUCGCGAGUCUGGGGAUGCAGGUGGCCUUGCAGGUUCUGCAGAGGAAAUCGCCGUCCACCUGUGCGUCACUUUGUGAUGAUGUCAUCAACUAUUUGUCCUCCAGGAAUUCUUCCAGCGAUGGCAGCUCCCUCUUGGUCUUCCUGAAGGAUGAGACCAGCAGCCGCCUCCUGGAGAGAAUUUUGGAAGUGUCUGAGAAAAAACAACUCCGCCGUCUCUUUAAAACCCACUUUAAAGGCCAGCUUCAGGCUCUGGCCGCCCACCCCAUUGGCAACUACACUGUGCAAAGACUUGUCUGUGCCACCCAGACCAAGAAACUGUUCUCGACGUUGUUUGAUGAAUUGUCACCGGCGAUAGAGGACGUUUUGGCCAAAGGUCACAUGGGGAUUAUCACAACCCUGGCAGAGACUUGUAAGAGGCUUCAGAGUUACCAGGCGGAGCUCGUUUCCCAACUCAUGGAGGCCUUCCACUGCGCUGCUCCAGUCUCUCGCCGUGUUGCUUGCGUGCCGCUGUUCCUCUCUCUGCUGGCCUACGAGGUUUAUUACAAGAUCGAGGAAGAGGAGGAGCCGUCUGAACACAAAGAGAACGCGGAGAUAAAACUGGAGUCGGUGAACUAUCAUGGCUCCUUACUGGUUCAGCACCUACUCCAUUUUGAAAAUCCCACUCAGAUUCUGCACAGUUUGGCGAGUAUGACUGAAGCCGACCUCCAGACGGUGGCUUGUAGCCAGUCCGGAAGCCACAUAUUCAAUGCCCUUCUCAGCAGCUCCACCAUAACGGAGAAACAAAGGAAGAAGGUCCUGUGGAAGCUGAGGGCUCACUCUAUGGAGUUGGCGUGUAACAAGUACGGAAGCCGCGUGCUGGACCGUGUCUGGAAUGUGUCGACCAUGGGAGUUAAAGAAGAGAUCGCUCAGAUACUGGUUGAAAGACUCCGUGAGCUGCAGAAUGACCCCAUCGGACACCACAUCGCCCGCAACUUUGCUCUGACUCACUUUGUGAAACGGCGGAAGGACUGGCAGGAGCACCAGCAAGCUGAGAACAAACGCCGUAAGCUGUUCGCCGACAUCCUGGAUGACUGAGGAGAUGGCUGGUGGUGGCCUCCAAAUGCCCAGGACUCUUGUUAUAAUGUAGCACCUAGCCAGUCAUCACCAGUGAGCAGAGUAUGAUAUACUUGCCUUGUCCACCAUUCGCUGGUCAUCUGACUCCCUGGUCCACAUGACACGUUCUCCCACCUUACCUUCGAUACACAGUCCUAAAUGUGUUUCUAUCAAUGGGACUUCUAGAACUUGGACUGGGAGAAGUUUUGAUGGAGGAGCUUUGAUGUUAGAAGGCUCCGACACACGGGUUAGGUAUAACUUCCCAUAAGUCCACACUUGGGGUUUUAGAUGUUUUCUGUCCUGGCCCUGAGAGGAGUCACAUUGGCCUCAUUGUUAUGUUCUGGACUGGUGACAAUCCCAUGUUGGGAGGAGACCAGUUCCUCUGUUAACAUCUGUUGAUGGUUAUUUCAGGAUUUUGGUGGAGCAGUCUGGUUCUUUGUGUUUAGCCGUUAAAUCUCCUGAGAACUAAUUGUGCUCCCAAAAUGUUCACAUUUCUUUGUACAUAACAUCCAACCGUUCCGUGUAUAGGACUUGUGCAAAAGGAAUUUGAACUUUGUUCGUAAUAAAAUAUUUUAUCUAAGUUUC
Pseudophryne corroboree (corroboree frog) is the source of this 2678-nucleotide messenger RNA. It is a transcript of the gene NOP9, whose product is annotated as NOP9 nucleolar protein. The transcript is spliced from 11 exons. Gene Ontology annotation, cellular component: 90S preribosome; nucleolus; preribosome, small subunit precursor. Bases 171 to 2075 code for a protein of 634 amino acids. Gene Ontology annotation, molecular function: RNA binding. The record is from RefSeq and is a predicted model, not a curated record. Gene Ontology annotation, biological process: endonucleolytic cleavage to generate mature 5'-end of SSU-rRNA from (SSU-rRNA, 5.8S rRNA, LSU-rRNA); endonucleolytic cleavage in ITS1 to separate SSU-rRNA from 5.8S rRNA and LSU-rRNA from tricistronic rRNA transcript (SSU-rRNA, 5.8S rRNA, LSU-rRNA); ribosomal small subunit export from nucleus. Lineage: Eukaryota; Metazoa; Chordata; Amphibia; Anura; Myobatrachidae.